Molecule: messenger RNA, 2831 nt
Organism: Carassius gibelio (silver crucian carp)
Lineage: Eukaryota; Metazoa; Chordata; Actinopteri; Cypriniformes; Cyprinidae
Product: hepatocyte growth factor receptor
Exons: 14
Coding region: 350-2497 (715 amino acids)
Biological process (GO): positive regulation of kinase activity; protein phosphorylation; multicellular organism development
Cellular component (GO): membrane; signaling receptor complex
Molecular function (GO): protein binding; ATP binding; transmembrane receptor protein tyrosine kinase activity
Source: RefSeq, a predicted model, not a curated record
CACAGAUAUGCUUCCUAAUGGAACAAAAACUAGCCUAUUAAAGUGCGCUUUUCCCCUUUCUCUCUUCUUCUUUCUGACAGUCACUGACCGAAUACCUGAUAAACAUUUUAAAGUUCAUAGAAAGCAGGGAUUUGUUCACCAAACAGGCCUCGAGUUAUUCCGCUUGACGCUGGACUACAAUCAAAGAAAGACAUAUAAAACAUUAUUAGUGAUAUUAAGUUCUACUGGCGUUUAAAAUAGGGGGGGAAAGAAACGAAACUAUCGCUAAGGACUGCUGAAGUUUGAAGUGGAAUCGGAAGUAAUAGUGAAAACUUUUAUUUCUGUCGGACUAAAGGAACCUUUCUUCAAUAUGUUUUAUUUUGUAUUAUUCAUUUCAUGGACUGUCUCUGCUGAUGUGUCCGUAGAGCUAACACCAAUCAGAGAAGAAAUAUUUGAUUCAAGCAAACAGCCUCGGCUACAAUGGACAUUCUCCCCAUCAAACGCUUGGAAUGAAACAAAAAUGAAGCUUGGAAAAGACUAUAAACACUCUAUCUAUCAAGCUUGUAACCCAGAAUUGGAUAAUGAUCACAAAACACUGUGGACCAAAUGGAUCCCCAAACAAGAUGCCCAUGAGCUUUUUCUGCACCUAAGUUUUGCCCAAGCGGACCAGGAGCCUCUUCAUAUCUAUGUGCGAGAAUCGGACCAAAUGCACGAUCAGUACUAUAGAAAACCAAAAAUGCAAGCUGUUUUCAAGAUCGCAGUCGAUCAUCCGUUUCCUGAUGCUGUCCCUCAGGAUGAACACCUGAUCCAUGCUAAGGACCUUAAAUUGGGAAAGAUCUCUAAGAAGGGUUUUUUCCUGGGAUUUAGCCACAGCAGCAAGUGCACUUUUAUUGCUUCAAUCCAGGUGUUCUUCCUAAAAUGCCCAGCAUUUGUUUGGAACCAAACGAAAUUUGAGGAAACAGCAGCAGGAGGGUUGGGGAGAGGAGCUUGUGUUAACGGUUCUGUGGAGAUCAGCACCCCAAUGAGGGAAUGUAAAACAAAUGGGACGUGGGGUCCACCGCAGGGGUCAUGUGUCUGUGAAACAGGAUACCAGACAGAUGGAAACUGUUCAGAAGUAAGCCCUCCAGUCAGCCUGUUGUCCCCCGCUGACACCACAGCUGAUUCCAGCCUGGGACUCUCUGCUGGUCUAGUGUGUUCUCUUAUGGUUCUUCUCAUUCUCAUUGCUGUUGUGUUCAUCUUUGUAAGGAGUCACAAGCUCAGUGAAGGUCAAGAAACAGAGCCCUUAUCCAUAUCUGGUGUGACUCGAUAUCGACGCUCUCAAGAACAAGUUUACACCGUUCACCCGGAGCCAGUCAGCACUUGUAGGAUGAGCAGCUGUGAUCAGAUUGGUGAAAAUAGGCCUUUUCCUACCAGAAGUACAGCACUUGUAGGGGAAGUGUCUCAGCGUGAUAAUGGAUAUGUACAGCUGCAUACUGACCGACUUCAGCUGGAAUCCACAAGAUCAGUUGAGGUGCUGGAAGGAAUGAGUGAUAGGCUGCUGUGUUAUCUUAGAGACGUGAUGGUGGAACGGACAAAGCUGACAAUGGGCCAAAAGCUUGGGAAAGGAGAAUUUGGGGCCGUCUAUGAAGGUAUAUUUUCCCCUCAGAAAGGACAAGAUAUCAGAGUGGCAGUGAAAACCUUGAAAGGUGCAGUCCACAGUAAAGAAGAUCUGGAGUCCUUCCUUAAGGAAGCAGAAAUUAUGAAGCAUUUUGAUCAUGUGAAUGUUGUGAAAUUGCUUGGGGUCGCACUGGAGCGGGACCCGGGGUCCUCCAUCCACACACCGCUUGUUAUUCUUCCCUUCAUGAAGCAUGGAGAUCUGCACAGCUUCCUUAAAGCAAGCCGCUACGGUGAUAUUCCCAUGUUUGUGCCUUAUCAGAGUCUUCUGGGUUUCAUGAUUGACAUUGCUGCAGGAAUGGAGUAUCUCAGCCUGCAGGGUUUCUUACACAGAGACCUGGCUGCCCGCAAUUGCAUGUUGGGGGAUGAUAUGCAUGUCUGUGUGGCUGACUUUGGUCUGUCUAAGAACAUCUAUUCCAGUAACUACUAUAGGCAGAAGAAUAUGGAUGUUAACAUGCCUGUGAGGUGGAUGGCUAUAGAGAGUCUGUCUGACUUCUUAUUCACCACCAAGAGUGAUGUGUGGUCUUUUGGAAUAACCAUGUGGGAGAUCACAUCCAGAGGGAAGGUGCCUUAUCCAGGUAUCUCUGGCCAUGAGCUCCUACACUUCCUGGAAAACGGACACCGUCUCAAACAAGGGGACAAUGACAGUAAACUAUAUGAGCUUAUGUUGAGCUGCUGGCACAGAGAUCCCUCUCAGAGGCCAGGAUUUGGAGAGCUGGGCCAGAGCCUCAAAGCACUUCUGUCUGAGCUUCCGGCCCUGGAGGCCAGCGAUGAGGGUCACUACAUCAACCUGAGUCUGAAGGCAGCCAGUGAUCACCAGGAGAGCACAGAGACCCUGGAGCCUGAGGGGGAGAGGAUGAUGUAAACCACAUGUACUAUACCUGCCUGAACCAGUGGGCGGCUUUGUUCUUUACUAGACUCGUGAGGGAAGAGGAGGAAGACCUGCUGUGCAUUACAAUCUAAUAUGAGAAUGUAGUCCACAAUAUGCAUUUAUUAACACAUUUUUUUUUUUAAGCAUUAUGGUGAGAUUUCGGUUUCAGAAAUGACAUAAAAGUAAACAUUGCUAGAAGUACAUAUAAGAAUUCACAUUUAUCAAAACAUAUAUUAUGUUUAUACAUAUACAGUAUUGUGAUUCAUAUUUUUAUUUUUCUACUUUUCUUCUACACUGUAGCCAAUAUAUAUAUAUAUAUAUAUAUAUA